This is a messenger RNA of Callithrix jacchus (white-tufted-ear marmoset), 5070 nucleotides long. RefSeq names its product dihydropyrimidinase like 5 (gene DPYSL5). Gene Ontology annotation, cellular component: cytoplasm; cytosol. The record is from RefSeq and is a predicted model, not a curated record. NCBI's taxonomy places the organism in Eukaryota, Metazoa, Chordata, Mammalia, Primates, Cebidae. Gene Ontology annotation, molecular function: hydrolase activity, acting on carbon-nitrogen (but not peptide) bonds, in cyclic amides.
CGUUUAAUGUGUGUGCUCGCGGGGUUGGGGAGUACUCGGGUGAGGAGGCGGCUCGGCCGAGGGAUUUCGCGCCUAGCACGCAGUGGGCCGCCCCCCUCGCUGGGCGCGGUGCAGUGGACUGCUGGAGGGCUGGGCGGGGGCGGCUCUGGCCGGGGGCCAGUCCUGCCAGUCCCAGGAUCCGCGCCGUCCCCGGUUCCACACACCACCCAGAUACACACCCUCGGUCCUUCUCGCCUACGGGUUGCGAUCUGCCCAGCUUGGACCUGACCCGACGGUCUGUUCCACCUGCCCGGCUGACGGAGCAGACGCCUCCAGAGGACUCGUCCGCCUCCUCCGAGCCACCCUCCCGAGCCACAAAGGCCUCCUGAGGCUUCCCAGCCCGGAGCAGGAACAUGCUUGCCAACUCAGCCAGUGUGAGGAUCCUCAUCAAGGGAGGCAAGGUGGUAAAUGAUGACUGCACCCACGAGGCUGACGUCUACAUUGAGAAUGGCAUCAUCCAGCAGGUGGGCCGCGAGCUCAUGAUCCCUGGCGGGGCCAAGGUGAUUGAUGCCACAGGAAAACUGGUGAUCCCAGGUGGCAUUGACACCAGCACCCACUUCCACCAGACCUUCAUGAAUGCCACGUGCGUGGACGACUUCUACCAUGGGACCAAGGCAGCACUCGUCGGAGGCACCACCAUGAUCAUCGGCCACGUCCUGCCAGACAAGGAGACCUCCCUUGUGGAUGCUUAUGAGAAAUGCCGGGGUCUGGCUGACCCCAAGGUCUGCUGUGACUAUGCCCUCCACAUGGGGAUCACCUGGUGGGCACCCAAGGUAAAAGCAGAAAUGGAGACACUGGUGAGGGAGAAGGGUGUCAACUCGUUCCAGAUGUUCAUGACCUACAAGGACCUGUACAUGCUUCGAGACAGUGAGCUGUACCAAGUGUUGCACGCUUGCAAGGACAUUGGGGCGAUCGCCCGCGUCCAUGCUGAAAACGGGGAGCUUGUGGCCGAGGGUGCUAAGGAGGCACUAGAUUUGGGGAUCACAGGCCCAGAAGGAAUCGAGAUCAGCCGUCCAGAGGAGCUGGAAGCUGAAGCCACUCAUCGUGUUAUCACCAUUGCAAACAGGACUCACUGUCCGAUCUACCUGGUCAACGUGUCCAGCAUCUCGGCUGGUGAUGUUAUCGCAGCUGCUAAGAUGCAAGGGAAGGUUGUGCUGGCAGAGACCACCACCGCACAUGCCACGCUGACAGGCUUACACUACUACCACCAGGACUGGUCCCACGCGGCCGCCUACGUCACGGUGCCUCCCCUGAGACUGGACACCAACACCUCCACCUACCUCAUGAGCCUGCUGGCCAAUGACACUCUGAACAUUGUGGCAUCAGAUCACCGGCCUUUCACCACAAAGCAGAAAGCUAUGGGCAAGGAAGACUUCACCAAGAUCCCACAUGGAGUGAGUGGUGUGCAGGACCGCAUGAGUGUCAUCUGGGAGAGAGGAGUGGUUGGAGGAAAGAUGGACGAGAACCGUUUUGUGGCUGUUACCAGCUCCAACGCAGCUAAGCUUCUGAACCUAUAUCCCCGCAAGGGCCGCAUCAUCCCUGGAGCCGAUGCCGACGUGGUGGUGUGGGACCCAGAAGCCACAAAGACCAUCUCAGCCAGCACGCAGGUCCAGGGAGGAGACUUCAACCUGUACGAGAACAUGCGCUGCCAUGGCGUGCCGCUGGUCACUAUCAGCCGGGGGCGUGUCGUGUACGAGAACGGCGUCUUCAUGUGCGCCGAGGGCACCGGCAAGUUCUGUCCCCUGAGGUCCUUCCCAGACACUGUCUACAAGAAACUGGUCCAGAGAGAGAAGACUUUAAAGGUUAGAGGAGUGGACCGUACUCCCUACCUGGGGGAUGUUGCUGUUGUUGUGCACCCUGGGAAGAAAGAGAUGGGAACCCCACUCGCAGACACUCCUACCCGGCCCGUCACCCGGCAUGGGGGCAUGCGGGACCUCCAUGAAUCCAGCUUCAGCCUCUCUGGCUCUCAGAUCGAUGACCAUGUUCCAAAGCGAGCUUCGGCUCGGAUCCUCGCUCCCCCUGGAGGCAGGUCGAGUGGCAUUUGGUAAAGGCACUGCCCAGCCCCCCAAGUGAGGACGCACCGCCACCACCAGCCCGAAACUCUCCGGCCACAGCUGCAGGGGCAGGAGAGGCUGGGCUGGGCAGCAUACCACCCGAGGGGGGCCCCAGGACCCACGGGGCCGUCCCUAUGUCUGCAAAGUGAUUCACUGUGCUUCGAGCCAACUAACAGGCACUUUGAGAUGUGUUCCUCCUGCUGUAGUCCUUUCCUGCCUCGGCCUCGGCGGGCUUUUCUGGGGCCCAGGAAGCCCACACUAUGCACAGAGCCCAAUGCAUAGAGCCCUGGCCAGCCCUUCCUCUCACUCCUGCCUCUGCUGGCUUCGGGAAAGCCCAGACUUUAGUGCCCUGCCCCCUGGCUGACUGGCCAGUUGUCCAGAGCACUUUAGCAGAUGUGGUUUCAAAGCAAAGGCCUCCUCCCCCACCCCCUAAGCCCCUUGGUGACAUUUCCCAAGUCAGACAGGUGUCAGCUUCCCAGCCAUGCCCAGGACAUCCCAUCUCCCCCAACCCACCUCUGGCCCUGUGUGGGGGUAGGGAUGGGGUUGGCUGAGACACCAGUGCCCCUUGCCAGCUUUUCCCGUGCCCUGCCCAGACCCUUGGGGGGGUCACAGGCCCAGAAGGGUAGCUGGGCGGGGCUCAAGGCUGGUGCCAGGCGCGUGUAAAUGGUUUUGUUUUGCACGUUUGGUUUGCGCAGUAGUUUGGUUUGACUUGUUUGUGCAUCCUGUGAAAAAUAACGGUGCUUGUGUCACUAGCAUAGAAUAGCCAGAGGAAUAGAUGUGGUCCUUAGGAGACGCUGCACUCGACACCAACCAGACAGCACAGGGCAGGGGCAGUAGAGGGGCUGGGCUCUCAGGCUGCCAGAGGCCCAGGACCUUUCCCCUCCCCUCCCCUCUUAGUCUAGUGUCCUCCAUUCCGAGAGCAGGCCUGGGUUGCUAGCCCCGGAGGUGCCAGCCCUUCAGGAAGCAGGUUUCCUUUCCCCUCUCUGCCCCUGGUCACUCCUAGCACUCCCUUGCCCUUCCCCACCCCCCCACCCCCCCCACACACACACACAUACACAGAGCUUCCUGUAACUUCUCCCUGCUGGACAGAGGCUCAGCAUUCCUCCUAUGUGACUGGCAAGAGGCCGCAUGCCUGCUGAGAGAGGAGGAGUGGGAGAGGGGCUCGCCAGACACCGGGGAGGGGACCCCAGGCCCACAGGACCUGGUUGUUGAACCUGCAUUGCUGCUCAGGUGCUGUGAUCUCCUGUGGUCAGCACCAGGCCCUCACUGGCUCAUGGCCUCAUCUUCUCCUCUGCCCGUCCAGGUGGUCCCUCCCUGCUUCUGAAACCCCACAGAGGUUCCCAUGGAAACACUAGAGGCCAGGUGUCUCCUUCCACCUCCAGUGAUCUGGGAAGUGACCCAGCCACCUGCCCUUGUUAAGCCUUGUCUGCCCCGUGGGAGGUGACUUCAUGUUGCCCAUGUGGUUUCAGCCCAAGGCUUGCAUGAGGCUUCCAGAGCCUCAGUAAAAGGUCAUCCCCUACACAUCUCCGUAGUGCUUUUCCUGUAUUCAAAACACCUCUGUAUAUGACCUCUCACUGGGUCCUCAUGACAAUGGAGCACUUAUCAUUCUUCCCAUUUUACAGAUGAGGAAACUCUGGCCCAGAAAGUUCAGGCCCUCUCACCUCAGCAGUGUCUGAGACCACCCUCCCAACCUUGGCUGUCUAUCCCUGCUGUGGAGAGGAGGCCCAGGGUGAAAUCUAUUGUAGAUCCCACCUAAGAGUUUAACCAACGAGAAGACUUACUUUCCUGGUAGGCAGCCUGCUUUGUUUUGCACAGAUAGAUAUUUUUUCUCAUCUUUCUUAUAAACAACCUCAUGCACAUUCUGUGUUUGAGCCAGGACUAGUCACCUGUUGGGAGCUAACCAUGCAGUGUGAGCUGCGUCCAUACCCUCACUUCUCCCUUCCCUCCCCCUUUCCUCACUCAGGGGCUGAGAGGACAGAGGCGGUCGGCCAGAGAGCAGAGGUAGCAAAGGGGCUCAUGGAAAGUGGUAGCCAUAGGAACAGGGGUGAGGACCCAGGCCUGGGAGAGCCACCAGGGAAGGGGGACCAUGACACUGCCUCCUGGUGCAGUGCACAUCAUCUCUAUCCCUUUCAGCCCUUACUGGGUCAUGGGCCUUGGGCAGAUGCCAAAGAGCCCAGCAACAGUGGUGGUGGCCAGCUGGGCAGAGCAUCCUUGCUUAGGCUAGGAAAGCUUACCUUCUCUGAGUGCCUCCGCCCAAGAGAUGUGUGACACAUGGUGCCAGGGAAGCACAUCAUGGAGUGGCCCACUGUAGGCCAUCCGCUUCAUCCACCCCCAGUAGUUACACAGACCCCACCCUUGUCCGGGAGCUUCUAGAUGGAAAUCAGAAAGAGAUUCAAGGAGCCAAAUGAGCGAUCAGCCCCCACCAUGCACUCCUUGCCCCAUGCAGAGCUCCAGCCAGCUUCGUCACCAGCCCCACUGGCUCCUGGUUGGAAUGAAAAGGGUCUCUGGUUGCACUGAAUGCAGCUCUCAAACUGGUCUUGUACUUGCUGAAUAAAUACUGUUGUUCUUGCCUUAGCUGCUCUCUAGGUUUGUGGGGUUAAGUUGCCAGAAAAUUGUGCUACUGUGUGUGAGUGUGCGUGCGUGUGUGUAGUGCUAGGAGUCCACAGUAGGUCUCUGUCAAGCCAAUGUCGUGAUGAGGGCUUUACUGAUACUGACCCAGAAGCCACAGAACCACAAGGAAACCCAAACCCCCUCCAGCUGCUGAGGCGCAGGCACAGCCUGGGGUCGGGAUGGAGCCUCCAACACCCCAGCACCCAGGUGACUUCCCCACUCUCCCGUAAAUGUCAUGGUGCUAAGACUGUGUCAACCCCAAGACAACACAUGGUCCUGUGCUUUGGCCACCAUUUGAGGCAAAAACUAAACAGCCCGACACGUUGUGUUCUGGUGCAGGUUUGUAUUAAACUGUAGCUACUUCUCA